AUGGGGGCCUGGACGUCUACCUGGGGCUGCAGGACGGCUCCUUCGCCAAGAUGGGCCCUGAUAACAAUCCCUUCGCGGCGUUCUCGCCCGGGAAGGGAUCUUGUGUCCGCGCCGGCGCUGGGCGACGCGAACGGCGCCAGGCGCCUGCACCUUGUCCUUGGCGGCGGCGGCGGCGGCCUGGACGUCCGCCUGAGACGGCAAGACGGCCCCUUCGACAAUGGCGGGCCUGAGUGGGGCCUGUCUAUGCUGGCACUGGGCGACGUGAGCGGCGACGGGCGCCUGGACCUCGCCCUUGGCGGUCAGGAUGGUAGCUCGGACUUUCAGUAG
Molecule: messenger RNA, 327 nt
Organism: Prorocentrum cordatum
Lineage: Eukaryota; Dinophyceae; Prorocentrales; Prorocentraceae
Source: the annotation of a GenBank genome assembly